Artibeus jamaicensis (Jamaican fruit-eating bat) is the source of this 1625-nucleotide messenger RNA. It is a transcript of the gene NCMAP, whose product is annotated as non-compact myelin associated protein. The transcript is spliced from 5 exons. NCBI's taxonomy places the organism in Eukaryota, Metazoa, Chordata, Mammalia, Chiroptera, Phyllostomidae. Gene Ontology annotation, biological process: peripheral nervous system myelin formation; regulation of myelination. Bases 162 to 566 code for a protein of 134 amino acids. Gene Ontology annotation, molecular function: structural constituent of myelin sheath. The record is from RefSeq and is a predicted model, not a curated record. Gene Ontology annotation, cellular component: Schmidt-Lanterman incisure; paranode region of axon; plasma membrane.
CGUCCUGAACGAAACCGGGAGUCUGGGAGAGUCACGAGAUGGAAGGAGCCUGAGAGGGAGAUCACUGGGCCCCAGCCGUGCGUUUUGCAGGAGAGCAACCUCAAGUCCAGAUAGAAGAAGUGACUUGCCCAAGGUCACACAGCAAGUAGCAGAGGAUCAAAAUGACCACAGCCGCCCCCACAGGGACAACCCCCUUCUUCUCGCUGAAUGUGACCACCAAGGAAGAAGACUCUCUGUAUAAAAGUUCUGGAGCCAUCGUCGCUGGUGUUGUGGUGGUUGUCGUCAUCAUCCUCACCAUGGUUCUGUUCUUGCUGAAGAGGUACAACAGCUCUCGCCAUGAUGCCGGAAACUUCGGUUCCUCCCCGUACGCCAGUGGUGCCCAGCAAGGUGCUACCCCUGUGAUAGAGCUCAAAGAGAUUGAACCUGAGAAAAUGAGGGCCAAGCGGGAGCUGGAGCCCAAGGGCGCCAAGCCGGCCUCCUCUUUUGCCCAGGGCCCAAAGAGAAGCGGCAAGCACUCUGCAUCUGUGACCUUCAGCCCUGUUGAUGUCCAAAUGAAGAUUCGGUAACUGGCCCACCCUGGUGCUGUCUUGGCCACAGAAGAGCCUUCUGUAGUCCAGACCUAGAAGCACAUUUCUCCUUUGACAGCUUCACUAUGAGUUUCUUCCAGUCGGGUCAACAGGGCAUCUCCUGCAACCCCUGAUGCUUCAGGCAACCCCAACCCCAGCCUGCCCCGCCCCGCCCCGCCCCCACUACGUCUGUAUCUGUACUGCCACCUCACCAAAAAACCGCAGAGCGCUCUGUUGUCAUCUGAGGAGGUGGGGCUAUGUUGGGGAUCCAGUGAUGUGGGUGUGGCCCCCUCGCCGCCACCCCAAACAUGAGAGCUAGACAGAUUGCCCAGGAGUUUUCGGGUCAGGGGUUAGGACAUGCUCCAAGAGUGUCACAACUGGGUCACAUCAGAGUAAGGGCCAUAUGUACAGCUUUGCAGAGCAACUAUUCAAUCCCAUAAUCAGGGAAACUAACUAACCAGAAUACCAGCUCCUUAAUGUGUAACAUGUUCCAGUACUAGAUGACUGCUAACUAGCUCAGGGUGAUUGAUUGGUCAGCAAAGUUUUCCCUCUUUAAAGAGGUUAAGGGUAAACCAGAAUUCUUCUCCAAAGGUUUCUAAUCAUAUCAGGAGGAAGAGGGUGACUUUGAAGAAAACAGUCUCCAAGACAAAAGCUCAUUAACCCCGGAUCAUCUGAUUUCUGGGCUCCUCUGGAUUUGGGUUCUGAACAAUCCUCUCCAGUUAACAUGUUAUCUCAGAGGACCAGUAUUUGGAGACUGAUUAGAUUACAACAACUCUAUUUUACCUAUGCCCUUCCUAGUCACCUUGAAGAGAUUCAGACCACAUUCAAAGUACCACAUUCACAGAUCAUUUCUCUCUAGGGAGCUGAUCUCUUUGAUUCCUUGUUCUGGAGGACACUACUGAGAGGGGAAAAAGCAUUUAUUUUGGAAUCGAGAAGACCUGCCUUCCAAGCCCUACUUCCUGGUUGUAUGGCCUUGGAAAAGUGACCUGACUUCUCCCUGUUUGGUUUCCUAACCAUGAAGUGGGCAUGAUGACUUCUGCCUCACUGGGUAACAGUCAC